UAUGUAAUGCUCGGCGUAGUGUCAUUCACUGAUCACACACAGCGGCUGCAUUUAAGCCUGGGAGAGUUCGGAAGAAGAAGAAGCAGAUACUGAUGCAGGUUUAAAGGCAGGGGGAAAAAACUAACAUUAUGAGUAUGAACUACGCGUCUGCGGCGCCCACGCAGAGGUCGACGUCGUUUUUCAUUGAGGACAUCUUAUUGCACAAACCCAAACCGCUGAGAGAGGUCAUCCCCUCUCCGUUCUGUAGCUCCCUGGCCUCCCGGAUGCCCAUCCUGGAGUAUGGAUACCCUCUGAUGCCAACCCCGAUACUGGCGCCACACUCGCACCAUCCUCUCCACAAGCCGGAGCAUCACCAGUACUUUUUCACUUCUGGGAUGCAGAUGCCGGCCUUGUUCCAGCAUCACGCGGAGUUACCGGGGAAACACUGCAGACGCAGAAAGGCCCGGACGGUUUUCUCCGACUCGCAGCUGUCCGGCCUGGAGAAGAGGUUUGAGAUCCAGCGGUACCUGUCCACACCGGAGAGAGUGGAGCUGGCUACGGCGCUCAGCCUGUCCGAAACACAGGUAAAAACGUGGUUUCAGAACCGGCGGAUGAAGCAUAAGAAGCAGCUGAGGAAGGCGCAGGACGAGCGGAAGACCCCCGGAGAGCUGGAGCGGUCCGCGGAGAACUCCAGCGAGAGCGAACUGAACGACAAGAGCGCGGAGGAGCUGAAACACGGACUGGAGCCGGACUCGUACAUGCUGGAGGAAAACGACGACGAUGUGGAUAUCGAGGAUGACAUUUGUUCACCGGAUCAUCUACUAUAGUAGGCUGCUGAGUUGUUUUACGCAGCAACUUUCACACUGUAUGCACUGUAGAUAAUAUCGGGUUUCUUUUCCGUCCAUUACAAAAAAAAAAAUGAGUUACUGUUUUAAAAAUAAGGGAGACUAGGCUGUACAAAAUGUUAAUAUUUAUUCAAACAUGCAAAGUAGGCCCUUUGAUUUUUAACAAUUGCCCCCUUUCCGCUAUGUAUAUGACAGUUUUCGUGCUGCGUUCGACAAAACAGAAUAUAUCAAUUAUUAUUACUAUUAUUAUUAUUAUUAUUAUUAUUAGUCUAAUAUUAUUACUAAAAAGUCUAGAUAGUUGGUUAUUUUGAAUUGUCACACCUUUGUCUUUAUUUUGUUAUUUUUUAAUUAAUUUCAGACGGAUAAUAUUGACGAACUAUUAUGAAUAACCCAAUGGAAAAGCUCUUUGCGUCAUGCUACCCCAUCCUUUUGCACUUUUAUCCUAAAUUUCCCAUGACUUUUUGUUUCCCCCCGUUUGUCCAUAUUGUUGGAAGUUUUGUAAAUGGAGUAUUGGUCGAAGACACAUUAGUGACUUGCAUUUAUAUUUCUGUCUGUAAAUAUAUAUAUAUAGUAUAUAUAGGGUAAAUAAUGAAUCAACUCUCGGCAUUAUUAAUUCUGUCAUACCUUUUAUUUUUAAAGCUUAUUUUGUUGUUUACUUUUUUAUAAGCCAAGGGCACAGGAAUGAUUUGGAAAAGUCUAAAAAACAAAACAUAAAUACACCAUUAAUGUAAAGUUAUUAUUUAAGCUGCACAUGUGAUUGUGGUCCUGUUUUCAUGUGAGCUCAGACGGCUCUUCCCUCGGCUGCUGUAACCACUCUGAUUAGGAAGCAGUCUCCACAGCAUGGAGCUCAGUUUACAAUGCGAGCCUGCUUGUUCUCUGUGGGUUUCCUGCGCGGUGGCCUGCAGCCCGCUGUGCGUUAAGCCAACACGCAGAAACGCAAAAGACAGACAGCAAGAAAAUUACAAGAAGUCAGCUCUCAGACGCUCGCGCCAGACAGUAAGAUGAUGUUUGAGUAUUCCUCACUGAAGGUAAGCCUCUGAAAGUGAUCUAUGUUCAUAUCCACACUGACUUUCACAUCCCUUUACAGGGAUGCUUCUACAUUAGUUAAAUUAACGGAGAAUGAUAUUCACUACAAAACAAUUUUGUUAAUGCUAUAUGUUCCAGCAGGCCCCCGUUACAGGGCAGGGAGUAGCCUACACUGUUUUUGUUUGUUUGUUUUUUGUUGUCAAGAAGAUAGAAAAAAGUGACAACACUUUUUUCUAAUAUUUGUAUAUUUGUAUAUGUUUUUGCAUCGGUGCAUUGCUGAGAACACUCCGAGGUGUGGCUCAUGGGUCAUGCAUGCAAUAAUGCAGUGGUCUGUCAGAGUGGUGAAGGAUUUAUGGAUGUACUUCGGUGUUCUCGAGAAAUCAAUCAUGACAACAGUCAACAGAUAGAAAUAUCUCCAGCACAUGUCCUGACCAUCAAAAGAAAUGUUUAACUUUUUCAGAAUAAAAUCAAUACAACAGGA
Epinephelus moara (kelp grouper) is the source of this 2331-nucleotide messenger RNA. It is a transcript of the gene bsx, whose product is annotated as brain-specific homeobox. The record is from RefSeq and is a predicted model, not a curated record. Gene Ontology annotation, molecular function: DNA binding; DNA-binding transcription factor activity, RNA polymerase II-specific. Lineage: Eukaryota; Metazoa; Chordata; Actinopteri; Perciformes; Serranidae. The transcript has 3 exons. The coding region runs from base 129 to 806 and encodes 225 amino acids. Gene Ontology annotation, biological process: regulation of DNA-templated transcription.